Molecule: messenger RNA, 3009 nt
Organism: Puma concolor (puma)
Lineage: Eukaryota; Metazoa; Chordata; Mammalia; Carnivora; Felidae
Gene: ADD1
Product: adducin 1
Biological process (GO): barbed-end actin filament capping; positive regulation of establishment of endothelial barrier; positive regulation of adherens junction organization
Cellular component (GO): cytoskeleton; plasma membrane; adherens junction
Molecular function (GO): actin filament binding
Source: RefSeq, a predicted model, not a curated record
AUGAACGGUGACACGCGGGCUGCGGUGGUGACCUCGCCACCCCCGACCACAGCGCCUCACAAGGAGAGGUACUUCGACAGGGUGGAUGAGAACAACCCGGAGUACUUGCGAGAGAGGAACAUGGCACCGGACCUUCGGCAGGACUUCAAUAUGAUGGAGCAGAAAAAGAGGGUGUCUAUGAUCCUGCAGAGUCCCGCUUUCUGCGAAGAGUUGGAAUCAAUGAUACAGGAACAAUUUAAGAAGGGGAAGAAUCCCACAGGCCUGUUGGCAUUACAGCAGAUUGCAGAUUUUAUGACCACGAACGUACCGAAUGUCUACCCUGCAGCUCCGCAAGGAGGGAUGGCUGCCUUAAACAUGAGUCUUGGUAUGGUGACUCCUGUGAAUGAUCUGAGAGGGUCUGAUUCAAUCGCCUAUGACAAAGGGGAGAAAUUAUUGCGGUGUAAGUUGGCAGCAUUUUACCGACUGGCAGAUCUGUUUGGAUGGUCUCAGCUUAUCUACAAUCACAUCACAACCAGAGUGAGCUCUGAGCAGGAACAUUUCCUCAUCGUUCCCUUUGGACUUCUCUACAGUGAAGUGACCGCGUCCAGUUUGGUUAAAAUCAAUUUUCAAGGAGAUGUGGUAGAUCGCGGGAGCACUAAUCUGGGAGUAAAUCAGGCCGGCUUUACAUUACAUUCUGCAAUUUAUGCUGCAAGGCCGGAUGUGAAGUGUGUGGUCCAUAUUCACACGCCAGCAGGGGCCGCGGUCUCUGCGAUGAAAUGUGGCCUCUUGCCGAUCUCCCCGGAGGCACUUUCCCUUGGAGAAGUAGCUUAUCAUGAUUAUCAUGGGAUUCUGGUUGAUGAGGAGGAAAAAGUAUUAAUUCAGAAAAAUCUGGGGCCUAAAAGCAAGGUUCUUAUUCUGCGGAACCACGGGCUCGUAUCCGUCGGAGAGAGCGUUGAGGAGGCUUUCUACUACAUCCACAACCUUGUGGUCGCGUGUGAGAUCCAGGUUCGGACUCUGGCCAGUGCAGGAGGGCCAGACAACUUAGUCCUCCUGGAUCCUGGCAAGUACAAAGCCAAGCCCCGUUCCCCAGGGUCCCCGGCAGGGGAGGGUACCAGCUCACCUCCCAAGUGGCAGAUUGGUGAGCAGGAGUUCGAAGCUCUGAUGCGGAUGCUCGAUAAUCUGGGUUACAGAACUGGCUACCCUUACCGAUACCCUGCUCUGAGAGAGAAAUCUAAAAAGUACAGCGAUGUGGAGGUUCCUGCGAGUGUCACAGGGUACUCCUUUGCUAGUGACGGGGAUCCGGGCACUGGCUCCCCUCUCAGACACAGUUUUCAGAAGCAGCAGCGAGAGAAGACAAGAUGGCUGAACUCUGGCCGGGGUGACGAUGCUUCUGAGGAAGGGCAGAACGGAAGCAGUCCCAAGUCGAAGACUAAGGUGUGGACGAACAUUACACACGAUCACGUGAAACCCUUGCUGCAGUCUCUCUCGUCCGGUGUCUGCGUGCCAAGCUGUAUUACCAACUGCUUGUGGACUAAAGAGGAUGGACACAGAACCUCCACCUCCGCUGUCCCUAACUUGUUUGUUCCAUUGAACACUAACCCCAAAGAGGUCCAGGAGAUGAGGAACAAGAUCCGAGAGCAGAACUUGCAGGACAUUAAGACGGCUGGCCCCCAGUCCCAGGUUUUGUGUGGUGUAGUGAUGGACAGGAGCCUUGUCCAGGACGCACCCCUCUCUGACUGUACGGAAACAAUCGAAGGGCUCGAGCUUACAGAGCAGACCUUUAGUCCUGCUAGAUCUCUGUCUUGUAGAAAGGGGGAGCUGGUGACGGCUUCCAAGGCCAUCAUUGAGAAGGAGUACCAGCCCCACGUCAUUGUGAGCACCGCGGGCCCCAACCCCUUCAGCACGCUCACCGACCAGGAGCUGGAAGAGUACCGUAGGGAGGUGCAGCGGAAGCAGAAGGGCCCUGGAGAGAUUCUGGACGAGAGCAGAGAAGAGAAGGAGAAGAGUCCUCCAGAACACCCUGCUGCCCCCCACACCCCCCCCAGCACCCCCGUCAAGCUUGAGGAAGACCUGCCGCAGGAGCCCGCCUCCAGAGAGGACAGUGACGCUGCCACCUUCAAGCCGACUCUCCCCGACCUGUCCCCUGAUGAGCCUUCAGAAGCGCUCGGCUUCCCGACAUUGGAGGAGGAGGAGGAGGAGGAGGAAGAGGAGGAGGGGCUCUGUGAGGCCCGCGAGCCCCCCAGCCCCACCAGGUCCCCCUUGGUGGCCAGCCCCGAGCCAGCCUCCGCCCGGGCGGCUGAAGAGGCCGCCUCCCCAGCUGCCGAGGACCCUGGCAGCGACGGGUCUCCGGGCAAGUCCCCUUCCAAAAAGAAGAAGAAAUUCCGCACCCCCUCCUUUCUGAAGAAGAGCAAGAAGAGGAGUGACUCCUGAAGACCCCGUCCUGCACCAGCUGACGCCACCAGACCGUCCCCGAUCGCGUCUCGUGUCCUGUCUUCCUGUGUAGUGGAAUGCAAAAAGCCCAGCCCUCCAUGUAGCUAGAGCUCCCCUCCCGGCCUGACCAGACCCCCACGUCCACCGGUGCUCGCCUCACGUGUGUGCGCAGCGGUCCCCCCCCUCCUCCCCGGCCCGCAGCCUCAGGUUCUGGGGGAGACGAAUCCACGUCCCUCCCAUCCGUCUGCCCCUCGGUGACACCCUCUCCCCUGGCGGUGAGAAGUCCUGGUCCUGGCCAGACGGUCGGAGGCCCUGCCGGCUCUGGCCUUGACCGCUCUCUCCUGUUGUGAGGUGACCCGUGCUGUGUGCUAGGCUCCCCUUCACCCCCAGGUCUCGGGUGACUGAAUCAGACUUGUAGUUUCCUGCUGGCGUUACCUGCUGGGUGAGUGAUCUCACUCUGUGGACACAAAGCCUCAGUCCUGUAAAAACACUCACGUGCCCGCCAAUGGCCCAGGGCAUAACAACAGCCUUUGAGAGGCGAGUUUGGGCUGAGCCAGAAACCCCAACAGCAAAGGGGACCUGUGUCUGCCCGGCACAAGC